UGGCGAUCGCCGUGUUGUUAUUGAAGUUCGUCAGUGAAUGAUGACUGAAAAUGUCUGCAAAUCUUAAGCAUAAAGCUGUGAAGUCACAAAAAUUGCCGACUUCUAAGUUCUAUGACAGCAAGUCUAACCCCGUUAUUAAUGCAUUCAAUGAAGAAUAUAAACUUUUUCGACAAUUUAUCAAAAGAACACCGACAGCGCUGAAGUCCAAACAUGACGGAGAAAGGAAAGCUGAAGCCCAAUCGACUUCGCGAGGGUCUGAUUCACUCUUUGGCCUGUGGAACUCUUUUGAAAAGCGGCUACCAAAAGUUUUUUAUCAGCAAAAGCUCAUUGAGAUGGGUGAUUUCCUUGUUUCUAUUAAAGAAUACAACUUGGCCGUCUGGCAGUGUUACGGCAGGUACCUGGAUGAGUUCGGAGGUCAACAUAUAGAGGACAUUGUCGAUGUAACAUCAGUGAAGGAAAUCUUCUUCCCAGAUGGCUUGGAAACUGAACAUGCAAGUUUAACUUUUCGGGCACUGUAUGGUAAAAGCAUCUGCAACUACCAAUUGGUCCUGCAGUCGGAUUCCAAGUUGCAAAAUACAGAGUCUGUAUGUAAAUGUCUAAAACUGCUGGCCUUUCUUCGUCUCAUUACUCAAAUUGUCCUGCAUAGAGAACCUCUUUGUUGGCUGGUGUAUAAUGGCACCAUUCAUAUCUACAGUGUUUCCAGACUCAUGAUGACCCUAGGUCAUUCUUCUAAGGUUCUGGAGUACCUUUUGUGGGCCUGUAUGUGUAUGGAGAACUCUGUUCCCUUGUUAACUGUACGUUAUCUUCCUUGGAGGACGACUUUAUAUACGGCUGUAUGUCAGUGUUAUUAUGAUUGUAAGGCUGGUGUUCAGGCAGAGAGCUUUGCAAGGCGUUCUCUUGCUAAAGUGAAUGAGCUGAGUCAGCUAGAGAAGAUCAGUUCCUCAGUCUGUAGUCCAGAAAUUGACACUAUUUUUAGGCAGGCAGCUGUUAAGCUUGGCGUCAUGGUUUACAAGAGGAUAGUGUUCGAUACACGUAAAAGACCGAAAGGACUUCUGCGACCAAAAACACGAAGUAACAUUAAAGAUGCCCAGUCGCCAACUGCUGAGGUUCGUGUGAUGACAAUAGUUGCAAGUGAUGGUAGAUUAAUAUGGCAUAAAACGUCUAAACAGAGACUAGAUGAUCUGUUUAAGAAACCAGGCUCACUUCCGUGGCCUAGGACAUCAGUUGAAAAAUUAUUGGCAGACAUGUUUGAGGGCAGUUCAGCACAGUUUUUAGCGUUGUUAGAUACGCUGAGUGACAGCACACGGCGCACAUUGCUCACCAGCCCGCCAGCUUCUGAUUCGGAGGACUACAUUCUUGAUACAUUCACUGAAAUGUUCUUUGCUGGCAUGGAGAUAAUAUCAGGGGGAGGAGGUAAAAAUCCCAGAACAGUUCCAAUCACAAUCAAUGAUGUGAAUCUAUGUGGUGUGGUUUUGGACGGCAGCCUAAUGGAUAUGGCAUCCAGGGCUGAAGAUGGUGUCACGUUAACUGCUGUCGUUAAGUUUGUCAAGUGGGCUUACAAUUACGAACAGUGGGAGGUGUAUGACUUGAUGAUGGGACUAUUGCAAGACAAGAUGAGGACUUUGGAUAUUGUCAAAUACACAGCAGAACUGAGAGGGCUGGAGGUUAUCCAAUGCAUGGAAGUCUUAAACUUUAACAGAAAGUCCAGGAAACUCACCCACACUGAGGAGAACAGCACAAGUGAUGCUCCGGCUACGCAUAACCUUUCAGCUCAAGUGUCUCAGCGUACUGUUUCUUCUAGUGAUGAGAUGGUCCAGUUGGCAGAGGUUCUCUAUUCCUGUAUUCGAGAUCCAAUGGCUGAGAACAUUGAUCGUGACAUGAUGGUGGAUGCAACUCUGUUUCUUUGGUCCAAGUGUAAGGCAGUGUUUCAGAAAUUCCAAACAGGAGCUGCGGAUAGUGGCAAGUAUCUACAGCGGAUGGACCAGCCUGGAAAGUGGGUGCAUAUUUUAAACAUCAUUCACGAAGUGAUGUACUGGUGCGGUUUGAAUAACAUCGAUCCUGGCGUAACUGCUGAGGUCGCCCUUCGUUUGGCGUUAGUCCUUGAGAACAAUGCAGCUCAGGAGAGUCAAGAGACAGAAUCUGAGAAACAGAAAAGAUGUGAAAAUGAGGCCAAUAAUGCAAUGUCAGCUUCAAGUAAAUCUCCUACAAAAAGCUAUGUAAGUGAUGGUCACGAAACAGUCACACUAGGAGGACAUGUUAGCACCUCCCUUUACACUGCAACUAUACUAUCACAAGGAGAGAGGGAACAAUUGCUUACAGCUAGGGAGAUCUUGACCAGGGCUCUACAGGGCAUGUCCCUUGCCAGAGAAGCUGUUGCUUUGACUGAUGGAAAAUCUAUUGCAGACAUCAGUUGGAUGAAGGAGAACAAAAAGACUACAAAUGAUGAUCUUGAAAAUCCAGAAGGGGUCCACAACACCUUGCGGGAUCUCCACCUUGAGCUGCUCUUCAUGUACCAUCGAGUGUGCUUAAAGCUCGCUGCCAUGGGACCAGAUCCUGCAAGUCUUACUCAGACAAGGUUCAAGAGAUCUACAAAUCAGAAGAGCCAAAUAGAGUCCCCAGGUACGUUUGAUGAACUUAGAGUUGAGUCAAUGAAUGAACUAGAAGCCAAAUGUAAAAAGAACAGCAUCUACAAAGCUUUAUUCUUCAUUCAGAAGUCUCUGCAGAGUUUUAAGAAAAGUGGCUCAAAUGGCAAACCGAAGCAGUUCUUACAGGAUGCUAUAGCACUGAUAACCAAAGCUCAAGAAGAAGAAUACAAACUCUACAAGCUGAACACGUCCCCAAAGAACACUGGUAACAACACCAUUCCCCCUCCCCCAGUGCUUUUAUGCAGAACUGAUAACUCAAUGGUCUUCAAACCAGGUGUAUUCAACCCAAAAGAAAAGGUUGGUUGGUAUUCCUUGUUUGGCUGUUCAGCUGCUGGAAGCAAUGUCAAAGUCAGAUUAAAUGACUAUAACCUUCCAGGAACUGGCCAACAAGUACCAGCAUACGACUGUCAUUUGCAUGUGUCUGGUCUAGUAGCCAACGAGAAGUAUGUGUUUGCUGUAGCUGCUUAUACCGCUGAUGGCAAGUUGAUCGGGGAAAGCAUCGGGCAGACCAGUAAGCCGAUAAUGGCUUCACACACUAUGCCCAUACUCAUGAGUUGGGCAUUCCUCAGUCAGGUUGCUUACCAAGUUAGUUGCUAUGGAAUCUCGCAGCAAGCUACAGGUGUAUUGUGGGAUCAUUUUGUCGCUGUUCCUGAACCAUGUGAAUCAGAUGUAACAACUGAUUGUGCGCAACAGGACUUCCAAUUGACACUGAGAAGGCUGAACACAAAAACAGCUAGUGUAGCAUCGCCGGUAUUGCUACGUAUGUUUCUUACUAGUAUAUUCAUCUACGUUGAUGUUAACACAAGAGCCGGGGCGAUCUAUUGUGACAAGCUGUGUGAUGAGGGACCUUAUUACAAAGGCCAGUUGCUGCGAUUGAGAGAAUGUGAACGUAUGUUGGUUGCCUUGGAGUUAGCCGGUUGGUUAAAUGAGUCAAACCUAGCCCUGCAAGCUGUUGUCCAAUGCUAUGGUUUAUUAGCUCCGAUUAUCCACUACAAGAUACCAUCUGUACCUGUAAUACAGGUUUUAACGUUUUGCCAUGCGGUCCUACAAGAGAUCCCUUCCAGUUUACUGAUGCGUCGUCAGCAGUCUGUAUGUGACAGUCUGCAUCACAUGGUUGCCACCAUCACGUACCACAUGGCUAAAGUUCUUCGGAUCUGGAAGCAGAAGCCUUUAGCUAACCUUAUUGCUGACACUGGAAAGAAAAUGCUUGCAGUAGAAAAGGAUCCUGAGAAAUCUAAGACUCAGGAAACUGUAGUUGACUUUGGAGACAAUGUUGAUGACGGUGGCCAGGCACAUCGCAAGAAGAAAGUACGACGAGCAGGUCACAUGACGUUUAACGUUGAAGGACCACAAAACGAAGAACUACGGGCUCUGGAGGCUCACAUGCUCAAACUAACCAAACUUGCUCAUAGUAGCAAUGAACUGACUGGCUCUGAAGAUCCAAACAUCUUGCAUGCAUUCAUUGCAACACUCCCAAGCAGGCAUUCUUAUAAGGAAGUUGUCAAGUUUCGGCGACGUGCCCGUUACCUGGAGUUCUUUGUACAAGUCAUGCAGAAAGCACUGAGCGAAGGUUUAGUGGAACUAGCAACUGAAUGGUGUGAUGACACAAAACUGUGGCUUGUUAGGCGCAAUGAGCAGCUUUCUUCGGCUAAAAUGUUUUUAACAAAGCAGCAAGGUGUUUUGACAGUGGCUGGGGAUGACCCUAAGAAGUUCGCUGCUGCAGCUAUGGAGUUUUCAAAGAUCAAUAAACCUCAUCACAAAUCACCAGAUGGAAAGAGUCCAAGAAAGAAGAGAAAAAAGUUCCAGUUACUGGUUAAUCUGAGAUCAAAUUCGAAAUUAUCAGAGACUGCCAAGACGACCCAAGAGGAGAAGGAAUUGAGGUCUUUUGAAAUUCUUGAUAGAGCUUUCCCAGAAUUCUAUCACUCAACUAAGAGGCGUCAGAGAUUGAGGAAAGUCUGCUCCGAUGAAUUGCCAUGGCGAUGCCAACUCAACAUUCUCCAAGGGCUUUGCUUCUUCGCUCAGUUUCUUAACAAAGUUGAGAAACGUAACAAACUUAUAGGUCCUACAUCAGGAGAUAUUUAUAGAUCAUCUUACAUUGACAACGAAUGGGUUACUUUUGAGACAUCUGGCACCUUGGUGGUAGGCUGGGAUGGCGGUCCAUCAAGAGCAGUUACUCGUCAAGAGCAGAGAAGAGAUGGCACAAAGGAUCCAAUUAUGCAACAGUUAAAACAAAUUGGCAUUGGAAAGCACGAAUUGAGAGCAUAUAACUCUGCUAUUGAAGUAGCAGCAGCAGCCUCCAUCGGUAAACAAUUACCUCAGUUGCCGCCACCACCUAGCGAUAAACAGUCUGAUAGUCUGCCAACGUAUCGGUCAAUUGACACGGAGAAAGUGACAAAACAUGCUGGGCACCAUCAGGACUACAACGCAAUUACAUUACAUGCACUCACCAGUGACCUGACCAAAACUUUCAACAACUUGAAGAAGGCUAUUGUCCUAGCCCAUCGUGGUCAGCAUUGGACCCUUCUACAGAAUGCCAGCAGAGCCAUGUGGAACUGUGCGCACACCAGUCUUCUGUAUUGUUUUGCCAACGGCCAUGCCUCCGGGAUCCUGUCUGUUGAAGCCAUGAGAUCCAUUGUGUGUCAGCCGUUCUUUGUGGCUGCAGACUGCAUUCUGGACAUGCUUGCAGCGUUGCAAAACAACAGUAACACAAAGGCCAAGAAAAAUAUGAAAGAUAUGGUAAACAGUGACCUGAUGGGCAACGUUACUGAUGAAAUUGGUGGCACUAGCCUGAAGUUUGAGAAGUACUUGGAUGACUGUAGCAUGGUGGACAAACACUGGAUCAGACGUAUGAUACUGCGAGUCCUGGAGAUGCUGUACUAUGAACAGCAGUGGGAAAAGCUUACUGAUAUUGCAAUGAGGUUUAAUGUCCUCACCAAUGAACGAUAUUCAGAGCAGAUUGGACCAUUAAUUUGCCAAGCCCAGCAGAAGUUGAUUUCCAGGAUCAAGGCAUACGGUGGACCAGAACCCCCUCAGAGUGCCUUCAGGUUGGCUGCUGAAGCCAACGAUGUACCCAUCACUGCUAAGAACUACAUGAAUGUACAGCUGAUUAGUGGUCACCAUGAGAGGGUGUCUGAACCAUUGGAGAUGGGGGGAAGAAUUGAUCCAGAGGGGCACAAUGUGUAUGGGGGUGCGUGUGAUGCAAUGAAGCUUGUGUGUGUUCCAUUGGAUGUUGCCGAUAGUCUUCAAAACUUCCGUCAAGCAUUGGACAUAUGUUACUACACAUCGAGGGCGCUACAACACUCCAGGAAACUGCUGAUUCUUUAUCUAGCUGGCCAACAAAUAUGCCCUAAUAUGGGCAGGCAAAGUCGUGUAGAUUUCAGUGAGACAGAUGAUAAGAUACAAAGUGACGUGCCACCUGAUCUCAGGAAAUCAGAAUUCAGUAACAUGACGGACAUCCAAACUCCAGCUUUGCCAAAGUCCCAGCUAGCUGUUGUCAUGUCAUCCUACAGUAAAACAAUAGAAAUGCUGUUGUCAAGGAAACAUACAGACUUAGCUGCUCAAGGGAGCCAUGAACUGGGAAAUCUUCACUACCAUUCUGGCAAUAUAAGAGCUGCAUUUAGAUGGUGGUCUGAGGCACUGGACUUGAUCCUAAAGACAACUGACACCCUUCACACAUGGAGGAAAAUUCUUGGUGGAAGCAGUGAGGAUGACAUCAGCAGCCAGUUGUUGCAAAGAUGUGGAAUGUGGGGAUGUCUUCUAGGAGCCAUUCUUGCAUCAAAGAUUGCUCAAUAUAUUUUAACAUCCGAUUUGGGUUUGCGUAUGGAGAGUUGUUUCCUGUCAGCGUUUUUGUUCAAAGCCAUCUUCUGUACCUCGCUCCCACACCCAACUGCUGAUCGCGACUACGCCCUCUAUGAGAUAGGUGAAGGUUGCGAAGUCCAGUACCUAGUGCCGGGUGUUGACCUCCUGUCGGACAAGUUCCGAUGUGAGGGAAGAACCCUUGUGUCUUGUUUAAGAUGGGUUACGGAAGAACUGUUCCGAGGCAGACACAACCUAAUGGUCUUACCUCUCCUUACCUUGUAUAACUAUUUCACAACCUUCAUCUGCCGUGAUCUUCAACGAACUAUAGAUGGAAGAAUUCUCAAGGUCAGAAUUUUAACAGACCUCGGACUGUACACGGAAGCACUGACUGUUCUGAAUCGGAUUCUUAAUGGUGAACGUCUACCUCAAACGGCUGAUAGCAACUUCAGACAGGUGUCUGCUAUUGUGUCGUCUCUCAAAUACAACACAGACAAGCCAGUUACAGAUCCAGUCAAUAUUAAGGUCCUAGGAACUCUGGUUGAAAAACGUCUGUCUCCGUCCUUAGCAACCAUGUAUGGCCCGCACCUGACCUGCCAUCUGUCUUUGGCUCAAGCGCAUCUUAUGAUUGCUUUAGCCAAUAGCAUACCAGUUUUGCCAUCAAAGGAAGAAGCAAUUUUCCCCGAAGCUCCAAAUGAAGGAAGAAAGUCGAGCGCAGCAGGAAGUACCGUCAAUAAACCUCAGGUAUCAGUUGCAUCCCGGAAGACAGACAGAGACGCAAAGAUAAUAAUCACUCCACGACUCACCAUUGAGGAUGCACUGGCCGCUUCUGUUGAUGAUGUGUCUGUGGAAAGUUUGAAUGUAAAGGACAAUCUUGGAGGGUUUGCAACCGGAAUGAGUUUGCCAGGCCUAGAGAAGAUGAAGGGAGUGUUGUUAUGCACUGCGGAACGAUUUCUCAACAUCUUAGUAGAUUGCAUGGAAGAAAAAGGCACUGCAACGCUACAUGCCUCUGAACUGGAGUUGGUGGUGCUUGGCAAGCUUGAGUUGGCGUCGGUGUAUUGUCAGUACCAGUUGGCCUCCAAGUCUGCCUCAGCAGUGGCCUCUGCCAUGCUGGCUAUACAGACCAGUGUAAUUUUCCAUCAACCAACUGCAAAGAACACUCGCAAUUCUUUGAGGAGAUCUUCUAUGAAAGGAAGUCACCAGCAUGUGUUAGAGAUGUCAUCUCAAGACUUCAAUUAUACUGAUGAGUCUCAGUCUCAAUCAAGUCACUUCCAGUACCAAAACUCCCAAAGUCGAGCACGACUUGAUGGCAGACUUUGGCUGAAUAGCAGGCUGACACUUGUAAAGAACCUGAUGACAGGGGUCAGAGGCAUGGGCCAUAUAUCAGAAGACAAUUCAGAGAAAUUAGACUUGAGUGAAUGCCGUGAACAUUGCAUGCAGGGCCUGACAGAGGCAGAAGCAUGUGGAGACAUUGAACUACAGGCAGAAUUCCUUCUGCAGGGCGCCCUCUUGGACUUGCAGGAAGGACGUGCCUUGUCAGAUGUUAAACAAACGCUGAAGGAGGUGGUGGACCUUCUGACUGGGCUUCAGACACUCUCCCCAGAAGCUUCACGGCUGCAGUGUCUUGCAAGAACCCACCUCAUUGACCUGGAAGCACUGGAUAUCCCAGAGGAGGUAGCGACUACCACAUUAGCUUUGCAGAUUACGUUGCAGAGUUAUUGUGAGGUGCAAGAUAUGCUCUUACAACAGAUGAAGUACCUUGGAGAAUGUGUUGAGAUACACAACAUACAGCCGGCAUUAUCUAGCUUAACAUUCCCGUUUCAUAACAUUUAUUUGCCACACUUGCUCCUAUUGGUUAAGUUGAAGAUGAGGAUUGGCUACACGAUGGCAAGGCAGGCUAGCUUCAGUACGGAAGAAGAGUCAACCAUGUUGUGGCGUUUAAGUGCUGAUGUGUUAGCAAGUGCUUUAUCACUGAGCAGAGUCUGUGUUCGUACAAACUUUACAUUACAAGCGGAGAUACUUCUUCAUUUCGGUAAAGUAGAGCAUCAGUUAUUUAAAGCUGGAUUGUGUUCCUGCAGAUCUGUUGUAGACACCUUGGUGCAAGCAAUCUCCACUAGCUAUACUGCAAAUCACGAUCUACAGUUGAUUAAGGAAGCUUACCUUGAAAUGGCUGAGGUGUACAUGAAGGGAAGCACUGUCUUAAAUGCAGUUCAAGACCCUGAUGAUGUCUCCACCACCUCAUCGGUUGUCUCUGCAAAGGAAACUAAGCCUUCUGCAUCAACUCAAAAAUCCAGUCGUAAGAGCGGUUCAAAGGUAGUUCAUCAAGUACUGCAUUUGCAAAGAGAGAAAAAGAAAGAAAUGCAUGCAGCUUGGAUGGCUGUACGUGCAGCAACGUCUUUAGCACAGGCUCAACGUCGACUUGCCUUGCUGAUCGGUGACUCAACAUUGACAACUAUCCAGUAUAAAGAUACCAUGAAGCAAGCUAUACCUGACUUCUUGAAGGAGGACUUGAUGGUGAUUGAACAAGAAAUUCAUGGGAACUCCUUGGAUUCAAAGAAUGUGUUAGACACUUUAGAAGAAGCAAGUCAGGACAAUGAUGACUUUAGAUACCCAACAAAAGAGCUACAACUUACCUGGAUACAUCUUGUCACAUACACAUCCAUCCUGCAGCGGAUGUGUAGCAUGUCGGCCAUAGGCAUCAAGGACAUAUUACCAGACGACACAAACACAAGCGACAUUGGGACAAGCAGGAAUGUAGUUAGACUACCAUUGUUAGCUGAUGCCGCUGCACUAAGACUCCAGCGCAUGCACAACUUCCUGACUAAUCACCUCCAGGUUUAUGCAUCUGAAUGCAGUGCCAUCUAUCCUCCAUCUCAACUGCAUCUGGCUCCGAUUGAACCUGCCAUACAGCCUGCUAUUCCAAUCAGAAACAUCUUGCAAAAUGAGACAACACCGGUGAUCAAAGAACCACCAAAGUUUAAUGACAAGAUUCCAGCUCUGACAUCCGAUAAACAACUUUGCAUUCAGUGGUACAGAAGCGUGUUCAGCUCCUGCUUAGACAGCACGGGAGAUAUCCUCCUCCUUUACGCUAUCACGACAAAACAGCCAAAGAGUUCUAAAAUUACCAAGCAGGGCUGCGGUAAACGUGUUUUACCUUACGCAAAAGUUAAAAUCCUACACAAUCAACUAGUUGAACUGAAGCAGAAGGCUGAGAUGUCUCUGGCAGACAAACCAAAAGCUGCCGAUAAACCGAUCACCCCUCCAACUCAAGGAAAACCAUCAAGUCGUAAAUCGAAAAGAACUGCACGCAUCACCCAGUUGUCUGCUAAAGUUAAACGGGAUGAAAAUUUGGAAGCUCUAUUAAAGCAGUGUAUGGCAAGUGUGCAAAAUCUCUUCACAAAUGUCAAUAUCCAAUAUUCUGAAUUAGAGAUUCCAUUUGAAGUGACACUGAGCACCAUCAGGAGUUUGGAGAUGAUGUUUGAUCCAUUAUAUGGCAGUGAUCUGACACAGCCACAACUGAUUGACUGGGUUCUUCCAUUGUUUGAAACAUCCAUUCCAGAGUUACCACAAUGAAUCCUUCUGUAUGUCACUCAGUGAUCUAACUGAACUGAUUGACUGUGUUCAAUUGUUAAAAUAUAAUGAGAUAUCAGAGCUGUUACAAUAGUUCAUUAUGCAUGACAGUGUCUCAACUUGUUAUUUAAAGAGUUCUUCCACUGUUUGACACAUUCUUACCAGAACCAGAGAAAUCACAUUAAUUUAUUCUGUAUGGCAGUAAUCUUGCAUGACCUCGACUGAUUGACUUGCUUCUUUUCUUGACAUAUAUACCAGAACUAUCACAAUAAUUCCUUCUGAAUGGCAUUGAUGUCACAUAUCCUCAACUGACUUAUUGACUGGUCUUGUUUGUCUUUACAAUGAUUACAUUUGUAUGUCAUUGACUGUGUUCUGUUGUUUUAAAUAGUUGUACAUAUUUACCAUGUUAAUAUAUUCUGUAUGACAGUUAUUUUAUUAGACCUCAAUGUAAAGUAGGUUCUUUCACUGUUUGUAACAUUUAUCAGAGCUCACAAUAUUUCAUUCUGUAUGGCAAUGAACACACAUUAACCUCAACUGAUUGACUGGGUUAUUCCUUUUUUUUUAACCAAUCUUAUGAGAGCUCUCACAAUAGUUUCUACUACAGGCUACCAUUGGGCUUAUUCGAUUGUUUUAUUUCAUUGGGUACGAAUUUUUGUUGAGUAUUAUUUUCAUUCAAGUGGUUCGUAAAUAGACUUCGUUGACAGUGAAAAUUAACGUCACCAGAAUGUGUUAAUCAGCGCAAGUUAUCCAUGUGACCAACAAAAUAUGGCUGAUUGGUCAGUUUAGAAACACCAUUUGCGUUAAUAUAAUUUAGAUUAAAUUUCAGAAAAUAGAAAUAGUAGUUAGAUGGAACCGCAUGUUUGGUGAUGCAAGUUGUAUUGUUGUUUGCAGUUACAUUAUUAAAUUAAAUUUUGUAUGAAGUAACCUCUAUUAAGGCGACAUCGAUGUUACUGUUUUUGUCUAUCCUCUUGCACUGUUGCAGUAAUCUGUUAAUUUAAGGGCUAUAAUACUGUGGGGAUUUUCAAGAAAGGUAAAUGCUGUGGGUUAGUUUAAGACGUAAUAUAUCCCAAGAGGGAUUAUUAUUGUGAAGUCACUAACAAUAACAUAAAACAUCAGUUUCAGUAGGCCUUCAAUUAAAAAAGCUCCAUCCCCACCUUUGCACGCUGAUAUGUGGCAGCGCUGGCUCCAGAAAUUUGCCGACAAGGGGUCUGACGCGGGGUCUGAACCAAGGGGCCGGCUAGAGCCUGGUCCGAAUUCCGCAAUAAAAAUCCCUGGUAGGGCUUAUGGCUUAGUAUGGUCCCAAUUGUGCACAUAGGGAUUGGCAAUCUAAAUAACGUUAUUUCGGUAGGCAAAUAAUAUUUUUUAAAUUUUUGAUCUGACGACCUCGUUGUGGCGUCAGAUGACGGCACGGUCCAGGCCUGUUCAACAGGAGGGCAAGAGCCCUCCCUGCCCCACGCAGAUUCCAGACCUAAGGAUAGACAACAGUGGUAUAUUGCACGUAAUAUUAUUAAUAUUAUAUAAAAGCUACAGAAGUCAAUAGACUACCGAGUAUCUAAGUUAAAAACGUCACAGAAAGACUUAAUGUGACAUACCUAGUUCACCAUUCAAUCUUAAUGACAGACUGCAAGGAAAAUUUAAGGGUAAGGGUGAAUUUAAUUGGUGCUGCUGGGGGUUCAACAGGUGGUAGGUCGUUUCGACCACUGCCAGUUCGUUUGAUGUUUUUAAUUCACAAUAAACUUUAUUCCACCAA
Messenger RNA from Anneissia japonica, 11760 nucleotides. RefSeq names its product cilia- and flagella-associated protein 54-like. The record is from RefSeq and is a predicted model, not a curated record. Gene Ontology annotation, biological process: cilium assembly. Bases 51 to 10013 code for a protein of 3320 amino acids. Lineage: Eukaryota; Metazoa; Echinodermata; Crinoidea; Comatulida; Comatulidae. The transcript has 61 exons.